AUGACCCUUUUGACAAUGGCAGUUUCAGUCCCUGGCCUGAAGCCUCCAUCCUGCGGCGGGAGCGUGAAAGAAGAUGAAUGUCCAUUGAGGGCGUCGGCUGUUCAGAAGGGGGUUUAUUACACAGCUCUGUAUAUAAUUGCAGUUGGAACAGGCGGGACCAAGCCCAACAUUUCCACCAUAGGAGCAGACCAGUUUGAUGAAUUCGAACCCAAGGAGAAGAAGAGCAAGCUGUCUUUCUUCAACUGGUGGAUGUUCAGCAUAUUCUUUGGCACCUUGUUCUCAAACACCUUCCUGGUCUACAUCCAAGACAAUGUGAAUUGGAGCAUCGGAUAUGCCAUUCCGACGGUGGGUCUUGCCAUCUCGAUCGCUGUGUUUCUGACCGGGACCCCAUUCUACAGGCACAGGUUGCCUGCAGGCAGCCCUUUCACCAAGAUGGCACAGGUGUUUGUGGCUGCACUCAGGAAGUGGAAUACCACUGUGCCAAAUGACUCAACCGAGUUGCACGAACUCAGGUUGGAUGAGUACUCAAGAUCAGGAAAUUUCCCAGUCCACCAUACUACUCCUCUGAGCUUCCUUGACAAAGCAGCAGUGAAAGACAAGUCAAGUUCACCAUGGAUGGUGUGUCCUGUAACUCAAGUGGAAGAAACCAAGCAGAUGAUCCAGCUGCUCCCAAUCUUCACAGCCACAAUCGUUCCCAGCAUCGUCAUCGCGCAGAUACACACCUUGUUCAUCCAGCAAGGCACCACAUUGGACAGAAAAGUCGGCCCGAAUUUCAGCAUCCCACCAGCCUGCCUCACAGUGUUCGUCACCCUAUCGAUGCUCAUCUCCCUGGCCGCCUACGACCGGAUCCUCGUGCCAGCAGCCAGGCGAUACACCGGGAACCCGAGAGGGAUCAGCAUCCUGCAGAGGAUGGGGGUCGGCCUCUUCCUGCAGACAAUCACCGUGGCAGUGGCUUCCCUGGCAGAGACGAGGAGGCUCAACGUCAUAGCACAACACAACAUCACGGGGAAACAGGACACGGUGCCUCUCACGAUCUUCGUCCUCCUGCCCCAAUUCGUGCUCAUGGGGAUCGCGGAUGCGUUCGUGGAAGUGGCCCGGAUCGAGUUCUUCUACGACCAGGCGCCCCAAGGGAUGAAGAGCCUUGGGACAUCCUACUUCACCACGGGCUUGGGGAUUGGAUACUUCAUGAGCAGCGUUUUCCUGAGAACUGUGGCUGGUGUCUCCAGCAGGCAUGCCAGGAGAGGGUGGAUCCUGGACAAUUUGAACCUCUCCCAUUUGGACUACUACUACGCACUCUUGGUGAUCUUGAGCGUUGUCAACCUGCUCUACUUUCUUCUUGUUUCCAAGUUGUACGUGUACAACGCGGCCAUAAGAAGCAACAAGAAGGAGGAGGUUGAUGAUGAUGAUGAUGCCAGUGAGGAGGAGUCACUGCAGUGCAAGUGAGGAGGUAGCCUUUCAAUUGUUGUAUCUUUGAAGGAUCAAACACCAACAUCAAACAUGUAUUGUUUUUAUGUAAGCAGGAAUGGAGAAGGAAAUGGAGGGAGAGAAGUUUCCU
This is a messenger RNA of Linum tenue, 1555 nucleotides long. The record is from the annotation of a GenBank genome assembly. NCBI's taxonomy places the organism in Eukaryota, Viridiplantae, Streptophyta, Magnoliopsida, Malpighiales, Linaceae.